This is a messenger RNA of Lachnellula hyalina, 987 nucleotides long. It is a transcript of the gene nse3, whose product is annotated as Non-structural maintenance of chromosome element 3. The transcript is spliced from 4 exons. Gene Ontology annotation, cellular component: nucleus. The coding region runs from base 1 to 987 and encodes 328 amino acids. Gene Ontology annotation, biological process: DNA repair. Lineage: Eukaryota; Fungi; Ascomycota; Leotiomycetes; Helotiales; Lachnaceae. The record is from RefSeq and is a predicted model, not a curated record.
AUGCCUUCUAGGCGCCGUACCAUGCAAGAGGAAGAGGAAUCCGAGGAAGAACCUACCCAAAGCACACACCGCCGACGCGGGCGCGCACCAGCCUCUGAAGAUGAGAGCGAAGGGGAGGAAGAGGAAGAAGUCGGAGGCGAUGGCGUGGAUGUCGAUGGAGCUGAGUCCAUGGAUCAGGCUGUGAAGAAACUCGUGCGAUACGCGCUAGCUUGCGAAUAUCAGAGAAUAACGAUCAAAAGAACGGGAAUAUCCGAAAAAGUGCUUGGGAAGCAGCCCCGCUCAUUUAAACACGUCUUUGAGGCAGCACAGAAGCAACUACGGACAAAGUUUGGCAUAGAGAUGGUUGAGUUGCCACAGAGGGAAAAAGUUACGUUGAAAGCAAAGAGAUCUGCUGCGAAAUCAAAAGGAAACUCGAAACCAACGGCCUCCUACAUUCUCUCAACAACCCUCCCCGCACAAUAUCGCACGCCCGAAAUCCUUGCCCCGUCAUUAAUUGGCAGUGAAGAAGACGAAGCGACCUAUAUCGGCUUAUGCACUGUGAUCGUCGCCUACAUUUCCAUGAGCCCAGCAGAAGCAGUUCCAGAACAUCGACUUAUCAGAGCGUUGAAGAGGCUGAACGUAGAUGAGAACACGCCUCUUGGCAAAACGGAUGCAAUACUAAAGAAGAUGGGCGCCCAUGGUUACAUCUGGAAAGUGACGGACAGACAGGGUGACGAGGAAACCAUUGACUAUCGGUUGGGACCGAGGGGAAAGACGGAGAUUGGGAAGAGGGGUGUGCGGGGUUUCGUGCAGGAGGUAUAUGGCGACUCAGCUCCAGAUGAUCUUGAUAAGCUACUGAACAGAAGUCUCAAUAUGGAUGUUGCUAGGAUUGAACAGGUGGACGGGACAACUGUUAUAGCUGAAGAGGACCAGGGAGAACCAGAAGCAGGUCCUAGUAGGGUUAGAUCGUCAGGGAAAAGACGAAGAGCGGCUGAUGACGAUGAAUGA